AUGGAGGGCGCCGGUGGUGCGGCGCACAGGCGGUGGGACACGUCUUCGCAGUACAGCUUCAGGACGUCGGUGAGCAGCCACGGUGAGGUGGAGGAGGCGAGCCCGCCGCCGGUGGAAAGGGUUUUCGUGGCCGUCCCCGAGGAUAUCAGGCACGGGAAGAGCACCAUGCUGUGGGCGGUGGAGAACCUGGCCAAGGACGGCGCCGGCGUCGUGAUCGCUCACGUCCACUGCCCCGCACAGAUGAUCCCCAUGAUGGGUGCAAAAGUUCAUUACAGCACGGUGAACCCACAACGGGUCAACGAUCACAGGAAGAAGGUGCGAGCAGAGGCAGAGGAGAAACUAGAUGAAUAUGUUGUCAUGUGCAGAAGACUAAAGGUCAGCUACGAGAAACUAAUAAUUGACAAGGAUGAUAUUGCUAAAGGGCUUGAGGAGCUUAUUGCCCUUCACGGCAUCACCAAGCUUGUCAUGGGAGCAGCAGCAGACAAACACUACUCAAAGGAAAUGAAAACACUAAAGUCCAAGACGGCACUCAGACUGAUGGAGGCAGCAGCCUCGUCAUGCAAGAUAUGGUUUACUUGUAAAGGACAUCUAAUAUGCACCAGGGAAGCGUAUACAACUGUUCCUGCAGUACCAUUGUCACCAGCACAUACGGUUGCAUCAACGUCAUCAGCAAGCAGCCCUUCUACUCAUACGAGAUCGAUGACAAUCCACCACUCGGAGAGUGAGGCGUCAAGCUCAAAUGGAAGCCCAAGACAUGAUCUGGGAAGAUCGAGAACAGAAGUGGCACAAUAUCUCUCUCAAGGAGCAACCAGUACACCGUCUCGGCUAUACGAGCCCUUUGAACUUAACAUCAAUGGAAAGUCUACCGUGACACCAAGGAGUUCUAUCGAUUCCUGGGAUGAACUUGGGAGGAGAUCGCGAAGCUCCUGGUAUGAUCCAUCAAGAAAUGAUGAUGCAGCCACUAUCUCUGGAUCAGCGACGCGUCAUCAAAUGGGAGAACCUGAUGAUGAGAACUUUUCAACUCCUUCUCGUGAGCUGGUGAAUCCAGGUGUUGAUGCUGACCUAUAUGAUAGACUUCUCAGUGAAGCUGAACUCUCGAAGAAGGAAGCAUAUGAAGAAUCAAUCAAGCGCCGAAGAGCGGAACGAGAUAUGAUUUCUUCUCUUCAAAAGGCAAACGAGAUGGAGAACUUAUAUCAGAAUGAGAUCAGGCAGCGAAAAACAAUUGAGGGCACAAUUGUAAGACAAGCACAGGAGAUCGAAGAAAUGAAAAGACAGCAUGAUGCAAUGUCCAAUGAAUUGCAUGACGUUAAGAAGCAGAAGUUCGUCCUAGAGCAACAAAUAACAGAGAUGGCGUCUGCAAUCAAAGAUCAUGAAGAGAAGAUGGUGGCGAACAAAUACCUUCUCCAAGUGCUGCAAACAGACAAGGAGAAGCUGCAACAAGAGCGAGACGCUGCGGUAACUGAAGCUGAAGGCUUGCGGCGGAAGAAUGACCAGAGAAUUUCCAUGCCAUUGUCAGCUCUAGCACUAAGCACCGAGUUCUCCUCCUAUGAGCUCGAACAAGCGACCCAAGGCUUCAACGAAGCACUCAAGAUAGGGGAGGGUGGAUUCGGAAGCGUCUACAAAGGCUUCCUCCGAAAUACAACCGUAGCAAUAAAGUUACUGCACCCGCAAAGCAUGCAAGGGCAGUCAGAAUUCAACCAAGAGGUUGUUGUGCUGAGUAGAGUACGGCAUCCGAACCUUGUCACGCUGAUCGGCGCGUGCCGGGAGGCAUUCGGCCUAGUGUACGAGUUCCUCCCCAACGGAAGCCUCGAGGACCGGCUCGCGUGCGCCAACAACACACCACCAUUGACAUGGCAGGUGCGCACCAAGAUCAUCUGCGAGAUGUGCUCGGCCCUGAUCUUCCUCCACUCGAACAAGCCGCACCCGGUGGUGCACGGCGACCUGAAGCCAGGCAACAUCCUCCUCGACGCCAACUUCGUGAGCAAGCUAGGGGACUUCGGCAUCUGCCGGCUUCUAAACCAAUCCAACACCACCAGGUCCGACAUCACCAGGUCCAUCACCACAAAACUGCACCGGACGACCACCCCGAAGGGGACCUUCGCGUACAUGGACCCGGAGUUACUGUCCACCCACGAACUCACCCCUCGUUCCGACGUGUACUCGCUCGGCAUCAUCAUCCUGAGGCUCUUGACGGGGCGGCCGCCGCAGAGGAUCGCCGAGGUGGUGGAGGACGCGAUGGAGAGAGGGGAGCUGGACGCCGUCCUCGACCCCACCGCGGGGGACUGGCCGUUCGUGCAGGCCAACCAGCUCGCGCACAUCGCCCUGCGGUGCGCGGAGAUGAGCCGGCGGCGCCGGCCGGACCUCGCGGGGGAGGUGUGGAAGGUGGUGGAGCCCCUCAUGAAGGCCGCGUCGCUCACAGCCGCGCGGCCGUCGUUCGCGGCGUCGUCGUCCGAUGACGCCCAUGCGCCGUCCUACUUCGUCUGCCCAAUCUUUCAGGAGGUGAUGACCGAUCCUCACAUCGCGGAGGACGGGUUCACGUACGAGGCCGAGGCGAUCAAGGGAUGGCUCGACAGUGGGCACGACACGUCGCCGAUGACGAACCUGAAGCUCGCGCACAGUAAGCUCACCCCGAAUAGGGCGCUCCGCUCGGCGAUCCUCGAGUGGCAACAGCAGCUGCAGCUGCUGUCGAGAUGACCAUUUCGGAAGCGCGCAUGCAGCUACAUGUUAUCGGAUGCUUCAUCUCAACUGUAAAUCGUGUGCAUACAAUUUGGAUGGAGUUUUGAUGGAUCCAAAGUUGUUCAAAAAAGGAACAAAAAAAGGGGGAACUUUUUUAGUGUUCCGGAGCAUGGUGUGCUUCUGUACGUGAUUUUGCAGCGCCUAGUGCUACUAAGGGCGCACCGUUUUAAAACGAAUCCGAUUGAGAAUUCGACA
Molecule: messenger RNA, 2931 nt
Organism: Phragmites australis (common reed)
Lineage: Eukaryota; Viridiplantae; Streptophyta; Magnoliopsida; Poales; Poaceae
Product: U-box domain-containing protein 33-like
Exons: 8
Coding region: 1-2694 (897 amino acids)
Biological process (GO): protein ubiquitination; protein phosphorylation
Molecular function (GO): ATP binding; protein kinase activity; ubiquitin-protein transferase activity
Source: RefSeq, a predicted model, not a curated record